This is a messenger RNA of Oryzias melastigma (Indian medaka), 7016 nucleotides long. RefSeq names its product zinc finger, SWIM-type containing 6 (gene zswim6). The coding region runs from base 604 to 3975 and encodes 1123 amino acids. Gene Ontology annotation, cellular component: Cul2-RING ubiquitin ligase complex. The record is from RefSeq and is a predicted model, not a curated record. Gene Ontology annotation, molecular function: zinc ion binding. The transcript has 14 exons. NCBI's taxonomy places the organism in Eukaryota, Metazoa, Chordata, Actinopteri, Beloniformes, Adrianichthyidae.
UUUAAGAUGAUUUUUUUUUUAUGUGAUCAUUUCUAUUACAUUUUGGCAGCAGCAGCCUUCCAUAGUUCGUUUUUUGGCUCUUUCGGCCUCCCAUACUUCCCAUUUAAUUGAAACACUUCACAUUCCAGCAGAGCGUAAAAACGUCAUAGGGGGCGGAGCUACGUUCUUUCCCCCUCCCCCCCAUACCACGAGGCUCGAGUGUUGACAGGCCGAUUACCGCCCACAGGCUCCCGCAUUCAUCCUCCUCUUAUCCGGCAGACAAAGCGUCGUCUCUCCGUCCGAGCGGUCUUACCACCGCCCGUAAGCGGCUCCUCAUCCCGGUUAGCCGCAGUUACAAGCGGAAAGAUUCUCACAAAAAAGUAGCGGCCGUGCGGGAAUCGAACCCCCGAGUCGGUUUUGACUGCGGGGGCCAGCCGCGCAGGCCCCGCCUUCUCUUAAUUUGUCAACAAAGGGGUUUGACAGGCUGGUGGAAGCCCUGCCCCCAUGUUCCCAUAAAAGGAUGGUUCGGUCAUACCCGGCCAACAACCGAGCCGCGGCUGCCCUCUUCGCGUUCCGCUCCCGUUCAUAUGCUGCGCUGACUUCCUCCGUUCGAGCGGAGCUAUCAUGGCGGAGCGCGGCCCCCCAGCGAAGCGGCUCUGCUGUCGACCGGGCUUCGGAGCGGCGUGCCGCGCAGGCCCACGCGCCGCCGGGGGCCCCUGCGGCGGCGCCGCCGCCUCGCAGGGCGAUCCGAGCCGGCGCCACAGCCCGGAGUCCCUGCUGGACAUCGCGGCGCGGAGAGUUGCGGAGAAGUGGCCGUACCAGCGGGUGGAGGAGCGCUUCGAGCGGAUCCCGGAGCCCGUCCAGAGGCGGAUCGUGUACUGGUCGUUCCCGAGGAGCGAACGGGAAAUCUGCAUGUAUUCGUCGUUCGGCACCGGCGGGGAGGAGAGCGGCGCCGGCGGGGACAGCGGUGACGAGACGCGGCUGCCGUUCCGGAGAGGCGUCGCGCUGCUCGAGAGCGGCUGCGUGGACAACGUCCUGCAAGUGGGUUUCCACCUGAGCGGCACGGUCCGGGAAUCCGCCACGGCCUCGGAGCCGGAGCUGCUGUGCAACGUGAGCGUCAGCUUCGACCGCUGCAAGAUCACGUCGGUGACGUGCAGCUGCGGCAACAAGGACAUUUUCUACUGCGCCCACGUGGUGGCGCUCUCCCUGUACCGAGUACGGAAGCCCGAGCAGGUCAAACUGCGCCUGCCCAUCUCAGAGACGCUGUUCCAGAUGAACAGAGAUCAGCUGCAGAAGUUCGUCCAGUAUCUGAUAACGGUCCAUCACACGGAGGUGCUGCCGACGGCGCAGAAGCUCGCCGACGAGAUUCUGUCGCAGAACUCAGAGAUCAACCAGGUUCACGGAGCUCCUGACCCGACAGCGGGUGCCAGCGUGGACGACGAGAACUGCUGGCAUCUGGAUGAGGAGCAGGUCCAGGAGCAGGUCAAGCUCUUUCUGUCCCAGGGGGGGUACCACGGCUCAGGGAAGCAGCUCAACCUGCUGUUCUGCAAGGUCAGAGAGAUGCUGAAGAUGAGGGACUCCAACGGGGCGCGGAUGCUAACGCUGAUCACGGAGCAGUUCAUGGGGGACCCACGGCUGGCGCUGUGGAGGCAGCAGGGGACCGCCAUGACAGACAAAUACCGGCAGCUGUGGGACGAGCUAGGAGCUCUGUGGAUGUGCAUCGUGCUGAACCCUCACUGCAAACCCGAGCAGAAGGGCUGCUGGCUGCGACAGCUCCGCCGGUGGAACGGCGUGGACGUGUGUCCCCUGGAGGACGGUAACCAUGGCAACGAGCUGACCAAUCUGACCAACGCUCUGCCUCAGGGCCCCGCGGGCAACCCAGACUCGCUGAUGCGACCACACCGAACCGUGUUCACUCGAGCUAUCGAGGCCUGCGACCUUCACUGGCAGGACCCCCACCUGCAGCACAUCCUCAGCUCGGACCACUACGCCGACCACUGUUACCACGACGACCUGGAUGCAGGAUGGUGGCCUCUGUGGCACGAGCACGUCCCCACGGCCUGCGCCCGCGUGGACGCCCUGCGGUCGCACGGGUACCCCCGGGAAGCCCUGAGGCUCGCCGUCGCCAUCGCCAACACGCUGCGACGGCAGCAGCAGAAGCAGCUGGAACUCUUCCGCACGCACAAAAACGAGCUGCUCAACAGAGGAGUGACCUCCAUCACCAACCUGGAGGGGUGGGUGGGGCACCCGCUGGACCCCAUCGGCACCCUGUUCAGCACCCUGAUGGAGUCCGGGAGGGUGGCAGAGGAUCGCGGUCCACCUGAGCCACCAGCAUCGGCGGGCUCGGGCAGGAAGACGGAGAGCCCGGAUCUCCCGGCUCAGCGCCCCCUGGAGGACGGAGAGUCGUUUGUGCUGUUGGCCGUGGAGACGGCUCUGAUUGGCUUAGGCCAGCAGAGGGUGAUGCCGGAGGGGCUGUACGCCCAGGAGAAGGUGUGCCGCAACGAAGAGCAGCUGCUGGCCAAGCUCCAGGAAGUGGAUUUAGAUGAAACGUUGGUUCAGAUCUUCCGGAAACAAGCCACCGUUCUGCUAGAGGCUGGUCCUUACAGCGGUCUGGGGGAGAUCCUCUACCGGGAGAGCGUCCCCAUGCACACGUUUGCCAAGUAUCUCUUCACAUCCCUGCUACCUCACGACGCCGAGCUGGCGUACAGAAUUGCACUGAGGGCCAUGAGGCUGCCCGUUCUGGAGUCCCCGGCGCCCCCUGCUGACCUGUCUCGACCUCACCACAUCGUGUCGGUGGUGCCGAACCGCUACCCCCGCUGGUUCACGCUGAGCCACAUAGAGAGCCAGCAGUGUGAGCUGGCCUCCACCAUGCUCACCGCUGCUAAAGGUGACACCUGUAAGCUCCAGAUCGUGCUGGAGUCCAUCCAGAAGAACAUCCACUCAUCCUCCCACAUCUUCAAGCUGGCUCAGGAUGCCUUCAAAAUCGCCACGCUCAUGGAGAGCCUGCCGGACCUCACGCUGCUCAAAGUCUCCCUGGAGCUGGGCCUUCAGGUGAUGAGGAUGACCCUGUCCACCAUGAACUGGAGGAGGAGGGAGAUGGUGCGCUGGCUCGUCACCUGUGCCACAGAAGUUGGUGUGUUUGCGCUGGACAGCAUCAUGCAGAACUGGUUCACCCUCUUCACCCCGACUGAAGCCACCAGCGUCGUGGCGACCACCGUCAUGUCCAACAGCACCAUCGUGCGCCUGCACCUGGACUGCCAUCAGCAGGAGAACCUGGCAAACUCCGCCCGGACCCUGGCGCUGCAGUGCGCCAUGAAGGACCCCCAAAACUGUGCUCUGUCGGCGCUCACGCUCUGCGAGAAGGACCAGAUCGCCUUCGAGACGGCGUAUCAGAUCGUGCUGGACGCGGCUGCCACGGAGAUGAACUACACUCAGCUGUUCACCAUCGCACAUUACAUGGAGCACCGCGGCUUUCCCACCAGGGCGUACAAACUCGCCACGUUAGCGAUGACGCACCUGAACCUCAGCUACAACCAGGACACGCACCCCGCCAUCAACGACGUGCUCUGGGCCUGCGCCCUCAGCCACUCGCUGGGGAAAAACGAGCUGGCGGCGGUCAUCCCCCUGGUGGUGAAGAGCGUCAAGUGCGCCACCGUGUUGUCGGACAUUCUGCGGCGGUGCACGCUGACGACGCCGGGGAUGGUGACACUGCACAGCCGCAGGAACUCUGGGAAGCUGAUGUCUCUGGACAAGGCUCCGCUCAGGCAGCUGCUGGACGCCACCAUCGGGGCCUACAUCAACACCACGCACUCCCGGCUGACGCACAUCAGCCCGCGCCACUACAGCGAGUUCAUCGAGUUCCUCAGCAAAGCCAGAGAGACGUUCCUGAUGGCGCACGACGGACACUUGCAGUUCACGCAGUUCAUAGACAACCUGAAGCAGAUUUACAAGGGCAAGAAGAAGCUGAUGAUGCUCGUACGAGAGCGCUUCGGAUGAAACUGGAUCUUAUGACCAACUUUGUUUUUACAUCCUCCAACUUGAAGUUCGAAUUCUUUUAGAAGAUGUGAAGAACGACUUCCUGAAGGCAAAAAAACCCACAAUCCUGAAGCCAACUGAGCGCGAGCAGACGCGGAAAACAUGGUUUCCGUUUUCAGAACCGGGGAGCAGAUGCAUCAAACCAGACGUAAUCUAUGAGAUUAAAACAUCUGAUCUACUUUUAGUUUCAUGUUCAGUGAGAAGUUGCAGUCUUGAAAAGAAACAGAACUAAUUUUCUACAACUAUCUCUUCUGGAGUCUUAAAAGAAUGACAAACUGUCCUUGAAACCAUCGGUUACCAUAAAGAAAUGGGAAAGUCUUUCUUUAAAAAGAUAUCCUAAUAAAAUUAACAACUAAUGUUAAAGAGGCUGUUAGGAACUGACUCAAAUUUGAUCGUAUUUACCCUCUAACACCGUAGCGUUCACUAUCUUUGAACUCUGUUUACCCAAUUAACAUAAUUAAAGAGAAAAGCGUCUUUGCAACGAUACCAAACACGUAACAUUGAUUUUGUUUACAUUUUACAACUGUUAACAAGUGAUUUUGACACGUAGAAAAGCAGUUUUGCACCAAAUUAUUUAGCUAUCGCUGCUUACGCAAAUAAUGUAAUUUCUCCACUUUUUUCUAAAGUGGAGAAAAGCAGCUUUGCUACAACAUGUGAAACUAUCAAUAAAAAGUAACGUAGCGUUUAUUAGAGCAUAAGUUUGUAGAAAUUGUGUUGAUUGCAUAAAGAAAGAGUUACAGGCGUCAUUUCUCCAUCACUGUUUACACAUUUAACAUAAUUCCAACAGAUUUGGAUGCAGAGAAAAGUUAGCGUUGGAUGUUAGCUCUGAUAUGCUAAUGUGUAACAUGUCCGCUGGAACGUAAAUCCAGAGAAAACGUUGAUUGCAUAAAAAAGUUCAACGCGUUAGCCGUUAAUAAAAUUGCUACUUUAGUAAAAAUGUAGCAAUUUGACCCAUUUAUUAAAACAUAAGUCUGUAGGAAUCGUCGAUUCAAAGAACACGUUAUUUUGUAUUACGGUUUACACAACUAACGUGGAGAAAAGAUGUUUUCACUUUAUAGUAGUAAAAAAUGUUUAUGCACUUAACAGAAUUCCAACAGAUUUUGACAGAGAAAAGUGGCUUUUCACUUUAAAGUAAAUUAUUGCAUGUUGGCACAAAGCUGCUUUUCUGUUGACGUGUAGAAAAGCAGCUUUGCCCCGACAACAUAAUGUAACAUAACGGUUGUAAAUCCAUAGAAAAUGUUUACUGGAUUAAAAAUUCAAAGAGUUUAAAUAACAGCGUUAUUUAGCUGUUAGUAAAAUUGCUACAUUUGUAAAUUGUAGCAUUUCGACACAUUAGAACCCAAAUCUGGAGGAAUUGUGUUGAUUGCUUAAAUAACUUAAGAGUUACGGUAGUUCAAAGAACGUUAUUUUUACUUUAAUGUUUACACAAUUAAGGUACAGCAGUUUUCCCAACAAAGUGGUCACAUGUUAACGUUUGGUUAAGGACUCCUUCACUUCACUUUUUGACGUGUUGGCUGUUCGUAUAAAUCAAGGUCCGUAACCCUCGGGACGCAGAACUGGACGCAGACUAGUCUCUGGGAAGCAUCCAGUACCGGUACCACUGGACAUGGUACUGGAUGCGGUACCAGGCGCAAACCGCACUCUGCAUCCCAGGACUGGUCCGUGCCCGGAGGUUGGGGACCCGUGAUUUAAUGGGAACAGCCAGCACGUCAAAAAAUGAUGCAUGGGAGACCAAACGUCAAUAUGUGACGAGUUGAGAGUGACAAUGCUGCUCUUCUCUGCAACAGAAUUAAGUCAAUUGCAUAAACGCUAAGAGUUACGGUAGGUUACAGAGAAGGUCUUAUUUUGCCAUUUGAAUUCUAAAACGGAGAAAAUCUGUUUUGUUCUGAUAUGUGACACUGAACAGUAGUAAGUUAUGUAUUUCUAACAGAUUCUGAUCUGAGUUCCUCCUUUUCUAACAUGAAUCGUCACAUGUUGAUGUAAAGCUGCUUUCCUUUUAUUGUGUCAGAGAACGUGUUAUUUAGUCGUCGCCGGCUCCGCUGUUAAAGGGUUAAGCUACACUUCCACAGUUGUUACAUUCUUUUUUUUUAAACAUCUGACUCUUCUGUGGAUAAAUGCUUCAGUCGACUGUUGUUGAUGCGUCUGAUCCCCGGUUAGAUGGUUUCACGACGGAUCCAAGCGGUCGUCGGAUGUUUCCCUUUACACGGUCGCACACGGAGUGUUUGGUCUGCGUCUUCGCUCUCAGCCUCAAAGAGAAAAACGGCUUUAAACCAAAAGUCCAUCCGAGUACCUCUUCCUGAAAGGAUCCAGCUGUCCCCUCUCAUCCACUGAAAAAACUCCACAUGAGGAUUUAUUUUGCUUCCGUCUUCAGGCUUCACUGUCGGCGUUCGUUCUCAGGGAUUUCUCUAAAAAAUAAACAAAAAAAAAGAACAAAAGCAUUUUAUUGUUGUGUACAUAUGAAAGUAUAUGUCUGAUUCUUGAGAAAAUGUAUAUGUUCACUAAUUUAUGACAGAAUAUUCUAUGUAAGGCACAAUACUUGAAGCUGCAGUCCUUUUGGGUUUUGACAGACAAACAUAUCAGUAGGACAGGAAGUGGGUUUCUCCUCCUGAACGUCUUCAGACGUUUGGGAACGUCGCUGUGGAGGCAGAGCUCCUCAGGAGCAGCCUUCUUCCUCGCCUUGUCUUAACGCUUUAAAAUAACCAAAUGGGAGCGGCGUCUACCGAACUGUCCCAGCCGACGAACUUGCAUUAGUCUGUGGUUGAGGAUCCGUGUUCUGUGCUUCUAAAGCUCGUCUGUUGGUUCCGUGUCGUCUGUUUGUAGCGCCUUCUUCUAGAAACUAAUGAGGCUCCUUUUUAUUUAUGCCGCUCCGUGAAUGAUUGUAUGAACACGUCAACACGAGGCGACGAUUUGAUACACUGAUUUAUUUAUGUAACUAAAUCACUGUUUUUUAAGCUUGUUAUUAAAUCGACACUUUGUUUUAAAUAAAUGACUUUUUGACAAGA